AUGGAGUUCACCCUUGAACACAAAGAGGCUGGAGAUGGCAAGAAGAGAAAGGAGAGGGUUAGGAAGACUAUUGCCAGAGUCAUUGGCAAGCCCUCCAUGAUGAGAGAUUCUGAAGAGGAAGGAGAAGAGGAUGUUGCUCCAGCUCCCAAAGCUCAGAAGCUUAUGGGAGAUGCUAUUAAGUCAGGGGCUGCAACAUCUAAGCCCAAGAAUGCUCCCAAAGCAACAGCUCAAGCUCAGAAGUCUGCACCCAAGAGGGACACCAGGAGCAUUCCUGCAGAAGAGAAGAACAAGGCCCCAGUGCCUCAAGCUAGAGAAGAGGAUGUUGAGUCUCUUAUUUUGAGAAAGUUGAAACCCAAGAUUCCAGACCAUAAUGAUGCUCAUCCAGUAGCUGAGGACAUGCACAUCAGAAAGGAUGCUGGAUUGAGACUUUGGAGACAGUCUGAUCCCUAUGUUGUGAGGAGAAGGACUGCAGUUGAUUACAGGUUCCACACAAAGGAACAGCAAGACUUCUAUGAAACUAUUUUUCUUGACAAGAAGCCCAUUGUGUGUGACAUGAGAUGGGUUGACUAGGAGUACAUCAAGGAGAAAUAAGACCUUCCAGGAGUAUAUGACAGUUUCAAAGCAUGUGGAGUUGACCAAUUUGUUGCCCAGAAGCUCACCAAGUGGAAUGAUGAGCUAAUCAUGCAGUUUUACUCCACAGCUCACUUCUAUCCAGGUGGAAGGAUGGUAUGGAUGUCUGAAGUUCCUGUAGGCAAGCUCUUGGGUUUCCUGGUUUCUAACAGAGGCAUUGAAGCUAACCCGGAAAAAAUCAAGGCAAUCACCUCUCUGGCUAAGCCGGCGUGUCUAAACGACGUCCAGCGUCUAGCAGGCCGCAUUGCUGCUUUGAGCCGGUUUAUAAGACGCUUGGGUGAAAAGGCCAUGCCACUGUACCAGUUGAUGAAGAAAACAGAUGACUUUGUCUGGAAUGACAUUGCUAAUACUGCUUUUGAGGAUUUGAAGAGACAGCUGGCGGAGCCCCCAGUCCUUGCUGCUCCGGUUGACAAGGAGCCCUUAUUACUGUAUGUAGCUGCUAACACACGAGCCGUCAGUGUGGCUGUGGUGGUGGAGCGCAAGGAAGAGGGUAAGGAG
This is a messenger RNA of Aegilops tauschii subsp. strangulata, 1128 nucleotides long. RefSeq lists its product as uncharacterized. The record is from RefSeq and is a predicted model, not a curated record. NCBI's taxonomy places the organism in Eukaryota, Viridiplantae, Streptophyta, Magnoliopsida, Poales, Poaceae.